GCCUGUCAGCUCUGACUUCCUGUAGCCCGCAGAAGGCGUUUCUACAUAUGUCAAAGUGAACAUUUAAGUGAAAGUAUUCUCUGUAAGGGUCCCAGUUUGUCGUCAGGCUGUUGCUGUAUCGAGCAUCAGGGAUAUUAAGAGUUAUGUCGGACACUAUCAAAAACGUCGCGAUAUUUGGCGCCACGGGAAUGACCGGGAAGGCGACUCUUCCGCUCGCGGUGGCUGCAGGGUACAAUGUGACCGUGCUGGUGCGGGACCCUGCCAGGCUGCCUGACGACCACAAGGCGUCCAGAGUGGUGGUGGGAGACGUUCUGAACAAAGAGGACGUGAAGAAGACCUUGGAAGGCCAGGACGCUGUCAUCAUCAUCCUAGGCACCAAUAACAGCCUCAGCCCGACCACCUUGAUGUCUGAAGGCACCAAGAACAUCGUUGAAUCCAUGAAGGCUCGUGGGAUCCGCAAGGUGGUCGGCUGCAUGUCAGCCUUCCUGCUGUGGGACCGCUCUAAAGUCCCGGCUCGUAUGAUUCCUGUGACCGAAGACCACGACAGGAUGUACACAGUGCUGAAAACAUCUGGGCUGGACUACGUGGCCGUCAUGCCUCCUCACAUCGCUGAUGAUCUUCCUCUGACGGAGAGUUACAUGGCGGCUGAGAACAUGCUGAAAGGAAGAGCCAUCUCUAAACACGACCUGGGACACUUCUUUGUCAAAUGUUUGUCCACUACAGAAUGGGACGGCAAGGCUGUCGGAGUGUGGGGAGACUAUAAAUGAUCCUGAACGAAUCACCACAUCCAGCAAGUGAAGGAGUUUAAAUGUCUUUCUGUCGCUGAUCACUAUUUUUUAUUUCCUCCAAAUACAAUGAAGAGAAAAAAAAUAUCUGUAUGUUUGUUUUAACUACAAGUAUGCCGUGAAAAAACAAAAAUGCUUUCCUUUGCUCUCCUUUAUGAUCAUAACUGACCAGCUUUAAUCGCCGCUGUUAUAUUUUUAUACUAAUUUCACUGUUAUCGCCACCAGGAUGCAUUUUAAGCCAAACCUGAACAGCUGCUUUAGUUUUAGCUAGUUAUAUCACUUUGCAUCAGUUCUAUCUUUUCUACAUGAACAGCGCUUACAUAAUGGAUGAUUUAUUUCCUACUUUUUGUCAUGUGAUGCUGUUGGUUGCUGCUGUGUUUUACAGUUGGCCCAUUUUUAUAGCUGUGGAAAAUAAAAGACCUUAUUGUAAAACAAAAAAUGUGCUGAAAAAGUGAAUUGUCAUGUGACUGAGCAAUGCUGCAGGCUGCAUCUUAAACUAACUGGACUGGAAGCAUUUGAGUACUUAAUUUAAAAAAAGACCUUUCAUGAAAGUUUGAAUGAUUGUAGGAAUAAAGAAAAGGGCACGUGGGGAAAAAUGUUUUAGACAUUUU
This is a messenger RNA of Acanthopagrus latus (yellowfin seabream), 1396 nucleotides long. RefSeq names its product biliverdin reductase B (gene blvrb). The coding region runs from base 144 to 767 and encodes 207 amino acids. Lineage: Eukaryota; Metazoa; Chordata; Actinopteri; Spariformes; Sparidae. The transcript has 5 exons. The record is from RefSeq and is a predicted model, not a curated record.